CUUCCACUAGAAUCCUUAAAAGACUCAGGAGUUUCUUCACAUGGCGGUAGGAAAGACUUACUUAACAAUUGAAAUUUUCAUAGUUAACAUAAUAUUACAAGUUCAGUGGAGGUAUUUGAAGUAUAAAAACAUAGAGUCAAAGAAUUUAUAUCAAAGCAUCCUCGUGCUGGGGAAACAAAUAACUGUGUAAUGGGAAUUGAUUGUUCGCUGCAGGCCUCAAAGAAGAACAUGUCAGACCUGGAAGACGCCAUGGUCACUAUCAUCAAAGUUUUCCACAAAUACUCGGGUCACAAGUGCAACCUGAAGAAAGCAGAGCUGAAAGAGCUCAUCAACAAUGAGAUGGGGCAUUUUAUUAUGAAAAUCAGAGAGAAUGAUAUUCUGGACGAGCUCUUCGAGGACCUUGACCAGAACAGAAACCUGGAGAUCGACUUCAAAGAGUUCAUCGCCCUCAUCGCCAUGGUUACUACGUCAUGCCAUGACCUCUUCACCCCAAGUUACCACAGUCAUUAGU
Centropristis striata (black sea bass) is the source of this 511-nucleotide messenger RNA. RefSeq names its product protein S100-B-like. Gene Ontology annotation, biological process: positive regulation of canonical NF-kappaB signal transduction; positive regulation of cell population proliferation. NCBI's taxonomy places the organism in Eukaryota, Metazoa, Chordata, Actinopteri, Perciformes, Serranidae. The record is from RefSeq and is a predicted model, not a curated record. Gene Ontology annotation, molecular function: S100 protein binding; transition metal ion binding; RAGE receptor binding. The transcript has 2 exons. Gene Ontology annotation, cellular component: nucleus; cytoplasm. Bases 190 to 510 code for a protein of 106 amino acids.